AUGAUAGACCUCGGAUUCAUCUUCUUCACUGUCCCCAAGUCCAUGGUCAAUUCCCUGUUGAACACUAGGUCGAUUUCUUAUUCUGGGUGCAUUGCUCAGGUCUUUCUCUUCAUUUUCUUCACUGCGGUUGACUUUGGUUUUCUCACCAUCAUGGCAUACGACCGCUACAUCGUCAUCUGCAAAUCACUACACUAUGAGUCUCGAAUGAACAGGAGAGCUUGUAUUGAAAUGGCAGCCAGUGCUUGGAUCAGUGGUAUUUUCUGCUCUGCACUGCACAUUGGGAAAAUAUUUGUAUUAAUCUUCUGUGGAGGCAACAUAGUGGAUCAAUUCUUUUGUGAAAUCCCACAGCUACUCAAACUCACUUGUUCUGACUCAUAUCUCAAUGAAGUUGGGGUUAUUGCCUUUUUUGCAUGUUUAUCUAUAAGCUGCUUUGUUUUAAUAAUUGUGUCAUAUGGUCAGAUCUUCACCACAAUGCUGAGAAUCCCCUCUGAGCGGGGCCAGCAUAAAGCCAUCUCCACCUGCCUCCCUCACCUCAUUGUGGUCUCCUUGUUUGUUUGCACUGGGACCUUUACCUAUGUGAAACCACCCUCCAUCUAUCUAUCAGGUGUGGAUCUUGUGGUGGGUGCGCUCUAUUCCGUGGUGCCACCAAUCAUGAAUUGA
This is a messenger RNA of Gopherus evgoodei (Goodes thornscrub tortoise), 660 nucleotides long. RefSeq names its product olfactory receptor 14C36-like. The record is from RefSeq and is a predicted model, not a curated record. The transcript has a single exon. Gene Ontology annotation, cellular component: membrane. Gene Ontology annotation, biological process: G protein-coupled receptor signaling pathway. NCBI's taxonomy places the organism in Eukaryota, Metazoa, Chordata, Testudines, Testudinidae. Gene Ontology annotation, molecular function: olfactory receptor activity; G protein-coupled receptor activity. The coding region runs from base 1 to 660 and encodes 219 amino acids.